CGGAUGGAAGAUAGGGAGACCCACCCCAACCUAGGAUCGCGGGGACUCGCCCCGAAGUGAGUCAGACUAGAGCGCCGCAGCCGUCAGGUCCUCCAACUACCAUGGGGGCGGCGCCUCAAGGGGCCCCACGCCCUAACAAUCCGCCGCCUCGAAGCGGGUGUGUCUAUUGCAAUGAAGACGAUCACAUCAAGCGGGAGUGCCCUCACCUUACGGAAGCCCUAAGGUUAGGAGUGGUAAAAUUGAAUGAGAACAAGUGGGUUGUUUGGGGGGAUGAUGGAAAGGCGGUCUCCUUCUAUCCCUCGAUGAAGGUAAAUGUGGACAAGAGGAUAGCCCUACAAGAGGUAAGACUGGGGAAGAAGUCUGAGGUUGGUGGGACCUCCAACUCAUUUCGCGUCCAAAUGACGGAGGCGCCGGGAGGCGUGUCCAUAAGGGAGUCACAGGUGUCUAUCAUCAAAUUCGUGGAGACCAAGCCGGAAGAAGAGGGACCAUGCCUAAGAGUAAGGACCAAAGUUGGGGCCGGGCUGUCUAAGAGCAAGGAGAUCGCAACGGAAGGCGGAGGGAGACGGAGCGGUGACGACGACCAACCAAUGGUCGACGCCAAAGUCGCGGAGGAAAGGAAGGGGGAAGAGCCCACGUCACCUAAAUCGCCUAGGAAGAGAGGAUCGAAGAAGUUCGAGAUGAAGUGCACCUUGGACGAGAUAGACACGGUUGCUCCCCUGCGAAGGACUCUAAUGCAGUCGAUGCAAUGCACUCUCCUGGAGUAUUCGGCGGCCAGCAAGAGCUCUAGGGACGAGCUCUUGAGCAUCACCAAGAAGGUGAGGAUUCCGCUCGCAGGAGGGCCUACAGGUCCUGGGGAUGGACCCGCCAAGGAGGAGGUGCAGUCCUCUCGAAUUACGAUGGAAGAACUGCCAGCCAGUUUCUUCUCGGAAGAAGAAACUAAGAAAUUUUAUGUGCUUGGGAGUGGCCAGCUCCAAGCCAUGGUGCGUGGGAAGAAGAUGAGGGUCCUGCUGGACAAUGGGUCCGAAUCUACCGUGUGUCGGGACUCUAUCGCAAAGGAAUUAGGGGUGGAGGUGGAUAGAGGGGUAUCCAUGUUCAUGUUCGUUGCGGACAACAAGCUCCAACCGGCGGAAGGGGUAUGUCACAGCCCCUUGAUUGAGGUCGCAGGUGUGGAAGCUACAAUUCCAAUUUUCUCGGUGAAGGAAUGUUCUUCCGAGUUGAUCCUCGGGAGGACCUGGCUGAGCGCGGUCCACGCUACCACAGUCGACCUUCCCGACGGGAGUCAAACUCUCUCGAUCCAAAGCCCGGAUGGGAUCUGAAUGGUCCUAAAGAAUAUGGAUGCUCAGGGUGAGCGGAACCGAACCAGUAUCCCAAGGAGGAGGGAAACCCAGCCGCGAGUGUGCCGGGUCCGACAAUAAGAAUCCCCCUUCACCGGGAAGGAACCCCCGGGGGACCAGGUGGACGUCGAGGAGGUUGGGGAGCGAAUUGUGAUCAAUGGGGUGGGGUACGAGAAAGAGGACGAGGAGGAAGAAUUCGGUGGGUGCGUAAGGGUGUCUUCUUUGGAGGAAUCCCCCUAGCCGACGGAAUUAAAAAGCAUAAAACCAUGGCGGAGAAAGUAAAGCCCACUGCGGUCA
Molecule: messenger RNA, 1631 nt
Organism: Chara braunii
Lineage: Eukaryota; Viridiplantae; Streptophyta; Charophyceae; Charales; Characeae
Source: the annotation of a GenBank genome assembly